Messenger RNA from Chlorella variabilis, 450 nucleotides. RefSeq lists its product as hypothetical. Gene Ontology annotation, molecular function: iron-sulfur cluster binding; iron ion binding. Gene Ontology annotation, cellular component: mitochondrion; chloroplast stroma. Gene Ontology annotation, biological process: iron-sulfur cluster assembly. The coding region runs from base 1 to 450 and encodes 149 amino acids. The transcript has 6 exons. The record is from RefSeq and is a predicted model, not a curated record. Lineage: Eukaryota; Viridiplantae; Chlorophyta; Trebouxiophyceae; Chlorellales; Chlorellaceae.
AUGACGGUAGGCAGCAGCGGAGCGGUGUGCCAGGCGGCGGCCACAGACACGCUGGAGCUGACUGAGGAGAAUGUGGAGACGGUGUUGGACGAGGUGCGGCCCUACCUGAUGGCGGACGGCGGCAACGUUGAGUUUGUGGAGAUUGAUGGGCCUGUGGUGUACCUGCGCCUGGCGGGGGCCUGCGGCUCCUGCCCCUCCUCCCUCACCACCAUGACCAUGGGCAUCAAGCGGCGCCUCAUGGAGCGCAUCCCGCUGGGUGGGUGGAGUCGCGCGUGGCCCUACCUGGUGGGCACCGGCGGCGGCGGCCUGGAGCUGGUGGAGCUGGAUGGGCCCAUCGCCAAGGUGCGCAUCACUGGCCCCGCGGCCAACGUGAUGACGGUGCGGGUGGCGGUGACGCAGAAGCUGCGGGAGCGUAUCCCCGCCAUCGCCGCCGUGCAGCUGGUCAACUGA